This is a messenger RNA of Vicia villosa (hairy vetch), 630 nucleotides long. Its product is annotated as F-box protein At1g52495-like. The record is from RefSeq and is a predicted model, not a curated record. The transcript has a single exon. Lineage: Eukaryota; Viridiplantae; Streptophyta; Magnoliopsida; Fabales; Fabaceae. Bases 1 to 630 code for a protein of 209 amino acids.
AUGACUAAAAGUUAUAUACCUGAUGAUGCUGCCUUCUCAAUUUUAUCAAAACUCCCUCUUAAAUCUUUGCAUCGAUUGUCUUGUUUACAAAAAUCAUGGUCUUUAGAUUCAUCUUUCAUGAUCAAGCUCAAGAAUAACGUAAUAUAUAACAAUCCUGGUGAUUCAUUUCUACCGUUAUAUUUAUCCGAAAAUGAGUUGUAUUAUUUUCGUGGAGAAAGAUUCGAGAAGAAGACUAAAUUAGAUUUUCCAACUUCAUUUAACAUUCAAGAGUUUGAUAUAUUUGGCUUUUCUAGUGUUAAAGGCGUAUUUUGUCUGAUUGAAUCUUUAUAUACACAACCUCAAAGAGUUGUAUUGUGGAACCCAACCACCGAAGAAUUCAAGAUCAUUCCUCCCAGCUUGCGUGUGUCACGUCUCAUUGAAUCUUCUCCCCAUGAUGAUGAAUGGCCAGAGUUUUAUGUUCAUGGAUUUGGUUAUGACCAAGUUAACAAUGACUAUAAGGUGGUUCGUUGUGUACAAAUUCCUCUAACUCAUUAUCUACACAUCUUUUGGGAGAUAUAUAGGUUAAGAAAUAAUUGUUGGAGUGAACUUAAAUUUAAGAUGCCUGCUUCUUAUUCGGAUCGUCAGGAUUGA